Molecule: messenger RNA, 933 nt
Organism: Frankliniella occidentalis (western flower thrips)
Lineage: Eukaryota; Metazoa; Arthropoda; Insecta; Thysanoptera; Thripidae
Exons: 3
Coding region: 108-929 (273 amino acids)
Source: RefSeq, a predicted model, not a curated record
AACAGCACGCGUCGGGGUGGCCGAGCGGAGUCGAGACUGAAGAGGAGAAAGCGGCCUACAUUGAGGAGGUGAAAAAAGAGGAGGGAAUCAUUUUGGACCCAGCCAAGAUGAAAAGGAACGAGGGGAUGAGAAUGAUUGCAAAACUGAUUCUUAACUCCUUCUGGGGUAAGAUGGGGGAGAAGACUCUGAGGGGAGUCACCAAGUUUGCCAACAGCUUUACGUCCAUGAUGGAGGUCAUCAAUGACCCCACGCUCGAGAUCCGUUCCAUGCUUCCGCUGGGGGAGGAGUGCCUUCAAAUCAAUUGCAUGCCAAAAGAAGACUGUGAGGACAGCCUGAGGACUUCCAGCCUGAUUAACGCUGCAUUUACCACUUGCUACGGGCGUCUUCAUCUCUACAAGUACCUGGACAUGGUCGGAGAACGGGCGAUUUACCACGACACCGACUCAGUAUGCUACUUGUCCGUGCCCCAUCUCCCUGAUCCACCGCUCGGUACUCACCUUGGGGAGCUCACAGAUCAGAUUUCGGAUGACUUCGGAGCCGGUUCUUUCUGUUUCGCUUUCGUCGCUGGGGGUGCUAAGAACUAUUCUUACAAAGUAGCGGUGAAAGGGGACAUGAACAAUGUGAAAGUGGUCACCAAAGUCCGUGGGAUUCAACUGAACGGAUCAAAUGAAGACAUCAUCACCUUUGAAAACUUAAAGGCGAUGGUCUUAAGUGACCAGAAAGAAAAACACAUCGUCCCCAUCCCCGGACAGAUUGCCCGUCUGCCGGGGUGGAAAAUAAUCACCCGGGACACCUCAAAAACGUGGCAGGUUGUACUGAACAAAAGACGGAGGGUCGAUAAGGCGAAGACGGAGCCCUACGGGUACAAGGCGUGGACCGCAGAGGACGACGAUUUACUGAACGUUCUCGAGGAGUUGGCCCUCAGCUAGGGUC